Pseudocercospora fijiensis CIRAD86 is the source of this 1563-nucleotide messenger RNA. RefSeq lists its product as uncharacterized. Bases 1 to 1563 code for a protein of 520 amino acids. The record is from RefSeq and is a predicted model, not a curated record. Lineage: Eukaryota; Fungi; Ascomycota; Dothideomycetes; Mycosphaerellales; Mycosphaerellaceae. The transcript is spliced from 3 exons.
AUGAACAACAACAAUAACAACAACAACAGAUCUGCUGGAACAGGUCUGAGUGUCAUCGAAGAGAGACACGAAAACAACAACCGCAAUCUGAACUCGAAAGGCAGCAGCGGAAUGAUGAGAUCCAAUAGUCGCAGUGCGAGCCGGCCUCGCCCUUCUGGUAAAACAGGUCUUAACUCCAAUGGCAUCUCAUUUGUUGACGACAAGCAAGAAUCCUCCGAUGACGGAAUCGAUAGCCGAUCCCCGCAGACAGUCAAGAACGUUUCAUUUAAGGACGACAAUUCCUCCAUCAACACUCGAUCCUCCUCUGACGAAUCCCACGGCUCUGGCUGGUCCAACAAGGGUGGUAACAGUGGUUCGGAUAGCGAGUAUAGUACGACCAGUACCAUUCAUCAACGCAGCGACUCCAAGAACGACGACAAGUCAUCGAACAACAACUACUCAAGCAAUAACAAUUCGAACUCCAACAACUCUUCAAGCAUGAACUCUAGCAACAACAACUCUUCGAGCUUCAGCUCUCCGAACAACUCGGGCAACAGCAACAGCAGCAAUGGCAACUCUUCGCUGAAUGCAUCCAACGCCAACGCUAGCAGCGGCUCGAGCGGAGGUAACAACGCCGGGUCCAACGCUAUUAACAAGACCUUGGGCAAUGUCGAUAACGGUAGUCAGCGCACAAGAUCUUUCACCAGAGACACCGGUGUCGGUACUGAUGGCCCAGUUGGCGGACGAAGCACCCCUCAAGGUGGCCGCAGCACGUCUCGCAACACCCACCAGAGCGGCAGCUCUCGCCAAGGAUCUUCCAGCAAUGUUAAUUACGGUGCAUCCAGCAAUAAUGGCGGUAACAACAGCGGCUCUGGAUACGGCAACAGCAACAACAACUCGUACGGAGGCAGUCAUGCUCGUGGCCACCAGUCCAACAAUUCUUGGAAUGGUAGCUCGAACAACGGAGGAGGAUAUGGAGGUAAUCAAAACCGCCAGAACAGCCCACAACGCAACCGCAGCUCCAAUCGCGACUCUCGAGGUGACUUCAAGGGCGAUGAGCGUAACGCUUACGAUGAAGGUCAUCGCAUCGCCACUCGAGAGCUCCAGAACAUGUCUCUCCAAGAAGUGCGCAACCAUUCUCCACGCCAUUCCGGCCAUUACGGAGGCGGCGGUUACGGAGGAUACAACCAUGACAAUAACUCGAAUCGACGUGAAAGUCCUCAACGCAACAACUAUGGCGGAGGCUACAACAACAGAGGAUACGAGAGUGAUCGCGGGUAUGGAGGCAACUCUUACAACAACAAUGAUCGAGGGUACGGUGGAGGUUACAACAGCGAUCGAGGAUAUGGCAACAACAGCAACCGUGGCGGCUAUGAUGAUGAUCGUGGCUAUAACAACAAUAACAGAUACAAUCGUCGCAACAGCCCACCAUCACCCAGGCAAGCAUCAAGCUUCUCCGCCGACCGCAAGAUGGACGUCGCCUACGAGACUGGAUACAAGGAUGCCAUGGAGAAGAUCAAGGCCGACAUGAUGAGGCAGUUUGGUGGCGCUGGAGGUGGCAAUCAACGGCGCAACCGCUGGUAG